Molecule: messenger RNA, 1673 nt
Organism: Phragmites australis (common reed)
Lineage: Eukaryota; Viridiplantae; Streptophyta; Magnoliopsida; Poales; Poaceae
Product: aspartic proteinase nepenthesin-1-like
Exons: 1
Coding region: 198-1523 (441 amino acids)
Biological process (GO): proteolysis
Cellular component (GO): extracellular region
Molecular function (GO): aspartic-type endopeptidase activity
Source: RefSeq, a predicted model, not a curated record
UUCUUUUGAAAAUAUUGUUACUGGCUUCUGCCAAGAAAUAGGCAUCAGUGGCAAUCACCUAACUACUGGUCCUCUCGAUUGUCCAUCCAUUGUCAUCCAAUCCGAAAUAGUCUCUAAUCACCCAGAGUCGCGUGCAUUAGAACACAAAAAUAAGCAACGUAAUCCCAGUACCGGCUAUUGUAAUCCCAUCGCAAGCCAUGAAGCACCUCGUGACGCUACUAGUUUUGAUUGCCCUGCCAGCGCGCGCCGUGUCCGUUCCCGGCGCCGGCGUCGUGGCGCUGCUCACGCACGCCGACUCCGGCCGGGGCCUCGCAAAGCCCGAGCUCGUGCGGCGCAUGGCGCACCGCACCAGGGCGCGCCGGCGGCUGCUUUCGCAAGAACACGAGCACCCGGUGCGCGCGGGGGUGCGCGCCGACCUCGGCGCCGGCGGCGGGAUCGUGACGAACGAAUACCUGGUGCACCUGGCCGUCGGCACACCGCCGCGGCCCGUGGCGCUCACGCUCGACACCGGCAGCGACCUCGUCUGGACACAGUGCGCGCCCUGCCUCGACUGCUUCGACCAGGGGCUCCCGUUGCUGGACCCCGCCGGGUCCUCCACCUACGCCGCGCUCCCCUGCGGCGCGCCCCGGUGCCGCGCGCUCCCGUUCACGUCGUGCGGCGGCCGCAGCGGGGGGAACCGGAGCUGCGCGUACGUCUACCACUACGGCGACAAGUCGCUCACCGUCGGCCAGCUCGCCACCGACCGCUUCACCUUCGGACCCGGCGACAAUCCCGAUAGCCUCUCCACGCGGCGCUUGACCUUCGGCUGCGGCCACUUCAACAAGGGCGUCUUCCAGGCCAACGAGACCGGCAUUGCCGGCUUCGGCCGGGGUCGGUGGUCGCUUCCGUCCCAGCUCAACGUCACAAGCUUCUCCUACUGCUUCACCUCCAUGUUCGAGUCCAAGAGCAGCCUCGUCACUCUCGGUGCGCCAGCCGAACUCUACAGCCACGCGCACAGCGGCGAGGUCCGGACCACCCCGCUCAUCAAGAAUCCCUCGCAGCCGUCGCUCUACUUCCUAUCGCUGAAGGGCAUCUCUGUGGGCUCAACGCGGCUGCCGGUGCCGGAGUCGCGGUUCCGGUCGACGAUCAUCGACUCCGGCGCGUCGAUCACGACGCUGCCUGAGGACGUGUACGAGGCGGUGAAGGCGGAGUUCGUGGCCCAGGUCGGGCUGCCGCUCCGCGGCGUGGAGGGUUCGGCGCUGGACCUCUGCUUCGCGCUGCCCGUGACGGCGUUCUGGCGUCGGCCCGCCGUGCCGGCGCUGACGCUGCACCUCGAGGGCGCCGACUGGGAGCUGCCGCGCGCCAAUUACGUGUUCAAGGACUAUGGCGCGCGCGUGAUGUGCGUCGUGCUCGACGCGGCGCCCGGGGAGCAGACCGUCAUCGGCAACUUCCAGCAGCAGAACACGCACGUCGUGUACGACCUCCAGAACGAUCUGCUGUCCUUCGCGCCGGCCCGGUGCGACAGGCUCGUAGCUUCAUUGUAGUGUUCGUGUACAUAGAAACGGUAGAAUAUAGAUCUGUCUCGAUCUUUUAGUGUUUGGUUUUACUGAAAUAGGUCUUUUAACUGUUUGAGAUUGAUUAUAUUUCUCAGAGGUUUUAGCAUAUAAAUACAGGAGUGAAACUCUCAUUGUAGA